This is a messenger RNA of Aureobasidium namibiae CBS 147.97, 963 nucleotides long. RefSeq lists its product as uncharacterized. The coding region runs from base 1 to 963 and encodes 320 amino acids. NCBI's taxonomy places the organism in Eukaryota, Fungi, Ascomycota, Dothideomycetes, Dothideales, Saccotheciaceae. The transcript has 2 exons. The record is from RefSeq and is a predicted model, not a curated record.
AUGCGUCCGGCAACGCUGCUCUCCUCGAUCGCUCUCUUCUCAGCCCUCAGCUCGGCUUCAGCCCCAUGGUCUGAAUCUUUCCACCUCAAGGCCAUUCGCGACAUCAACGACUUUGUCUUCCCACGACAGGAUACUUCGGAAUCCACCACAGCCGCCUCCAAGACGUCCGAUGCCUCGAGCGCAAAACCCACCGCAAAUUCCUCCAACAAGGACUCCUCUAGCCAGCCUUCGUCCACCGACAACAACGAUGCUACCACCACCGGGUCCGACAAGAGUGCUGCUGCCUCAUCCGGUGCAUCCAAGUCUGAUGACUCCUCAGAUGCCUCGACCACCGGCAAAUCGACUGGCGGCAGCAGUGGAAGUAGCAAGGGUACAGCCACUACAAAAUCAUCGUCAUCGAAAUCCAAGACGUACGGUGUCUCUGCUGGCUACGGAGGUGUCGCCAUGAUCACUCCCGGCGUUUUUUCAUCUUCUUCAUACUACAAGGUCGGCGAGUACGUUACCUUCGCCUGGAACCUGACCUCCUUGUCUGUUACUCCCACCGCUAUCGACGUUUACGCUUCUUGCGGUGCCAACCAGAACAUGUACACCUUGGCCGUUAACCAGACUGUCAAUGGUUCUACUGGAGCCGUUACUUGGGACACUGGUGACUACCAAGCCACCGCCACGGUACCACUGCUUACAGAGACUUACACACUCAUCAUCAUGGAUGCCGCCAUGCCUGCUGUCACUGCCACUGCCGUCUAUGGCGGUCUUCCUGUCUACAGCAACUUCCGUUUCGGCAUGUACACCACACAACCCUAUUCAAACUCCUCAGGCGGUGAUGCCGCGACAUUCACCUGCAUUACUUGCAAGAGUGCUGCUAGCUCGCUGGAAAAACAACCUCUCGCCUUUAUACUUGGCAUGGUCCUCAUCACUAUCGCAAGCUACACAAUGCUUGCGGCUGGCUUCGACGUAAUUUGA